AAAGUUAAAUCCACGCCUUUUUUCUCGGCAAUUCAAUUUACGCCGCCAUUUUCAUCUCUCUCUAUCUCUCUCCUCUCCCAUUUGCCUUCCUCUCUCAAUCAGAGAGAAGGAGAAACAAAUGGCGACCAAAUCCGAGAAAUUUUCAGCUGAUUUUGUGAUGGGUGGUGUCGCCGCGAUUGUGGCUAAAAGUGCAGCGGCGCCGAUUGAAAGGGUCAAGCUUCUGUUGCAGAAUCAGGGAGAGAUGAUAAAGAGAGGGCAUCUUAAGAAGCCUUAUCUGGGCAUUCAUGACUGUUUCAGAAGAGUUUUGAGAGAAGAAGGGCCGUUGUCACUAUGGAGGGGAAAUCAGGCUAACGUCAUUCGAUAUUUCCCUACUCAGGCUUUCAACUUUGCAUUCAAAGGUUACUUCAAAACGAAAUUCGGGCGCUCAAAAGAGAAGGAUGGAUACAUCAAGUGGUUUGCAGGAAAUAUUGCUUCAGGAAGUGCUGCAGGAGCAACUACAUCGUUUUUUCUGUAUCAUUUGGAUUAUGCACGCACUCGACUAGGCACCGAUGCAACGGACGGUGGCAGAAACAGCCAGCGCCAAUUUAAAGGGUUGCUAGAUGUCUACAGAAAAACCUUGACAAGUGAUGGAAUUGUUGGUCUAUACCGAGGAUUUAGUGUUUCAAUUGUGGGAAUUACUCUGUAUAGGGGCAUGUAUUUUGGGAUUUACGACACUUUGAAGCCUCUUGUUCUUGUUGGGCAGUUUGAGGGGAACUUUUUUGCUAGCUUCUUAUUGGGGUGGAGUAUCACAACAUUUUCUGGGGUAUGCGCUUAUCCUUUCGACACGCUGCGACGAAGAAUGAUGCUUACCUCUGGACAAACCCUGAAGUACCACAGUGCUUUACAUGCAUUUUCCGAGAUCAUUCGCCAUGAGGGUAUCGCUGCUCUUUUUCGAGGAGUCACUGCCAAUAUGCUUGUUGGUGUUGCAGGGGCUGGUGUUCUUGCAGGUUAUGAUCAACUGCACGAAAUUGCAUGUCGACAUGGUUACUCCUAUGGCGGGCAACAACAUCAAAUAGCCUCGAAAUGACCGAAAAUGGUAUGUUCAACUUCAUAAUUGAACCUGAAGUAGAUCUAGGGAAUUAAAAGGCUGAAGAUGUUUAUUCACUAGAAAAUGCCCUCCUAGAAUUUACAAAGAAUUUGAUGCCUUUGUCUGUGUAUAGUUCAAAUACAUCUACAUUUGUUGGUUGUUUAUGUAAUUCAUGACUUCAAGUUGAAAAUAGAAUACAUUUGUUGGUUGUUUAUC
Cucurbita maxima (winter squash) is the source of this 1282-nucleotide messenger RNA. RefSeq names its product ADP,ATP carrier protein ER-ANT1-like. Gene Ontology annotation, molecular function: ATP:ADP antiporter activity. The transcript has 4 exons. NCBI's taxonomy places the organism in Eukaryota, Viridiplantae, Streptophyta, Magnoliopsida, Cucurbitales, Cucurbitaceae. The coding region runs from base 119 to 1066 and encodes 315 amino acids. Gene Ontology annotation, biological process: mitochondrial ATP transmembrane transport; mitochondrial ADP transmembrane transport. Gene Ontology annotation, cellular component: mitochondrial inner membrane. The record is from RefSeq and is a predicted model, not a curated record.